UAUACCAACAUUUAAGAGAAUCAGACAAACGCACAGACAGACCCUUAACCGCAUUGCCAAUCCUUUAAAUUAAGACCCCGGCACACCUGUGGCGCCCUCCCUGCCUUCACCGCUUUUUUCAAGCCCGAGGUCGUGUCACAGGCGAUGGCCAAUCAAAACGUUCUUGUCUGAGAAGUGGCUUCAGUCUGCGUUUGAAAUCUCACACCAAUCACGGAACUACCGGCGCACAGGAUGUUGCUGUUACAAAAUGACAGGAGGAAGGGUGGUGGAGCAUCUCUGGUACACAUGUCGCCACUUGACUAAACAAGUCUCUUCUCGUAGUUUGGAGACCCCUCAUCUGCAUCUUUAUCAUUAGGAUUUUUUUCGAAGAAAAUUUCAGCGUUCUGUGAAUGUUAUGGAGGAUUCUGAUGGCCAGGAGACGAAGGACAAACGUCAGCGGAGACCACCCAGGAGGUUCUGCAAGAAGCACAUGUUCUCGGAUGAAAAAAUUCAAGAGAUUCGCGACACAUUCAACAUGUUCGACAAGAAUGGCGAUGGCAUGAUCACGUCGGAAGAACUGAGCCAGGUCAUGAUGUCUCUGGGCCACAGGCCCACUUUGGGCGAACUCAAGGCUUUCAUCAGAGCCGUGGAUACUGAUCGAAGUGGCACGAUAGACUUUGACGAGUUUGUGGACAUCUUUGCACGCAAGGUGACAAUGGACCCUGAGGCAGAACUGAAGGAGGUCUUUCGUGUGUUUGACAGCGACCAUGAUGGGUUCAUCUCUCCUGCAGAACUCUACGGUGUACUUUCCAGGCUAGGAGAGAAAAUCACCAGACAAGAGGCUGAGGAAAUGGUGAAGGAAGCUGACCUGAAUGGUGACGGCAAGGUAGAUUACUCAGAAUUCCGAGCAAUUCUUUCUUCGCGGUGAACACAAAAUAAAUUAUCAGUACAUCAGGAAGACAGAGAAAUUGUGAACACAUCAGUACCCUCACAAACUGUGUUGUGGAGAAAACUAUGGUGUCUGUAUUACACUGUGACUUUUGAACUGCACAUCAGAUUUUUACGCCCUUAUUUUAAUUUUAUAUAUUUACAUGUGUUUUAUGCACAACACACAUAUCUGUUGAAUAUCAACACAAAACAUUCAUUGUACUGCGUGCAACUAAAAUUUAAUGUUUCACAAUGUUUAAUGUUUCAUUGAUGUAGGGGACGCUACUGUGAAAUACUCACACACGAGUCGAACAAGAGUUGUAUCCCUUGCAAUGCGAUGUGCAGACGAUUCAUUGUUUCGGGGGAAAUCUUUCAUUAACUUCUGGUAUCUGCCUUUCUCGUUACCUGUGUCAGCAUGGGAAAGCAUUGUGUACAUGCAAAGUCUAGUCUGCUUUAUCCAUUGUUUCUGUCCCCUUCCCCCACCUGCACAAAAAUAUCACAUUCACCCUCGCCUAGCGCGAGUAAUCUACACUGAACUUCACUACCGGCCUCAUCAAUAAAUAAACAUCGCCAGGGAAUUCAGGCGAAUGAUGCAGGGUGUGUUGUCAGCAACCAUGUUGCACAAACACGAUGUUUACUUCGUGAAAUGUGGCUAGUAGGUUUAAAGCUUUUCUAAACAAUGGACAUUAAUGGACUGCGCUGGAGCUGCUGGCUCACAGGUUAUAAUCAUUGUGAGAGCAUCGCAGUUGCUCUCGGGGUGAGAGGUCAGAGGUGAGCCUACGUGCCUUCUACGAGGUGAAUCGACGGGAAGGCAGGAGAAAUAGUGAGAUUAUUCGCCAGACACCUAUAUAUCCCUUGGCAGUUAUUUUUCUUCUACACAAAUGCUACAUAUGAAGACAAGAAUUAAAUUAUGUGGAUCAAUCAUUAUCAUGUCUUAAAGAACUAAUUCUUGUGUCUUAUUGUUUUACUUGUUGCAAAUUUUUUUAUUUUUUUUGUAAACUCACAAACACUGAUGUUUUGUGUUAACACUUUUAUCAUUCUCACCAAUCCUGCAUUUGUACUCAGUGACUGCAAAAGGAAAAAUUUUAAUCCCUAAGAUUUUAUUUUUUAUUCUUCUUAUUAUUAGCAGUAAUAGUACUCGCCAGGAUUGAUGUUCAAGUCUGUAACUUAGCAGCUAAAAUCUUUGUGUACCAGUCGAUACGUUUGUAGUCUGCCAACAUCACUAUUUUCUCAUUCUUCCUAAGCUUCGAGCUUUGAUCGAAAGGAUCACGCUAACCUUUCGAUCCACGGCAGUCAAAUUGUUUGCUCAAGCGAAAAUCCACAGUGUACAGUUGGUCUUACAUUGAUGUUGAAAGCACUAAUGGCGCUACCUGACCGUAACGAUUUGGUUUCACUCACGCUUCGCCUACUUCCCGGUAAUUGUCUGUUUGUCUGGUCCCUAAUCUGGUAUGUAUGCUUUCUCAAAAUAUGAACUUGAUGGAUUUUAUUUAUUUUUCUAAGGAAACAGCAGGCAAAAUAUUUUUUUAUGUGAAGAGAAAGCUUUUUCUCUGCUACCUAAAAGCCGUUCUCAACAGUUCAAAAUAAUAUGGACUAACUUUUGACCAAGCCUGAUAAAAGUUUUGUAUAAUUAUCAUGCUUUUAUAUAAUUAUCAUGUUUUAAAAAAUUUUGCUAAACUUGGUCAACGGUUAGUUUGUAUUUGACCUGUUUAGAAUGGCCUUAAGGGCUGUGUGCUAAAGUUGACCUCAUCUGAACCUGCCUAAAAAAUACUUUGUGUGAUUUUUUGAAUAAAUUCCAUCUAUGAAAAAA
Messenger RNA from Pomacea canaliculata, 2713 nucleotides. RefSeq names its product neo-calmodulin-like. The transcript is spliced from 6 exons. The record is from RefSeq and is a predicted model, not a curated record. Bases 395 to 907 code for a protein of 170 amino acids. Lineage: Eukaryota; Metazoa; Mollusca; Gastropoda; Architaenioglossa; Ampullariidae. Gene Ontology annotation, molecular function: calcium ion binding; enzyme regulator activity.